Molecule: messenger RNA, 1503 nt
Organism: Durio zibethinus
Lineage: Eukaryota; Viridiplantae; Streptophyta; Magnoliopsida; Malvales; Malvaceae
Source: RefSeq, a predicted model, not a curated record
AUGUUUAUUGCUGGAAUCAUCAACUACGUCGAGCGGACACGAGCUUCGCGUCUUGCAUGCUUGGAGAAUUUUCGCGAUUCCAUACUCAAACAACCGGAUCCUGGGGCCAAUUAUGCCAUACUUAUGGAGGAUUACGCUUCCAAGAGAGAAGCCCAACUUCCAACUCGAAUAACUGAGAUGGCGCAGACUGAUGAACAAUUCGAGGGUUCUGAUGUUCCAACCGUGGCAGACGAUUUGAAUAAUCUCGAAGUGGUGCAUUAUGCUUAUAAGUACUUCCAAGUAUUUACGGGACUCGUAGUCGAUCUCAUCUUCAUCAAUCGAGAACUUUAUGAGACUACUUUUGGACACUUCUAUUUCCAAACAAAGAAAGAUGAAUUCCACGCAGCUGAUAUCAGAAUCACCUAUACCAUGCUCCUUGGUGCCAUUGCCCUGGAUGUAAUAUCCUUCCUCAUGCUCAUUUCCUCAGAUCGGAUAUUUGCUUCCAUUGGUCCACAUUCUUUAUGGGCUGCUCUCUUCUGCAAUUUCCUUGCUUUUAGGAAGCCCCGGUGGCACCCUUGUAAAUGUGAGAUAAAGAAUUCUGGCAGUGAAAAGAAUAAUUUCAAGCAUCAUGUUUUGGCUAAUCCCCUUGCGUGUCGAAGGUGGUCUGGAUCCGUCUCAGCACAAAACUUAAUAGGGUAUUGCCUGAAAAGCAGUUCGACUACAAUCCAUGAAUUCCCCGAAAAAUCACUAUGCCCAUUGAGGAAUCUGUGGAAAUAUAAGAUAAUGAGCAAAGCAAGUACUUUUGUAAGGUCUAUUCAAAAAACUCCUGUGUUCCGCAAAAUCACUAUGCCCAUUAAGGAUUAUGUGGAUAAGAUUAUGUAUGCGUCCAGUGAGCGAUUCAUUAUGGAGCUAUGGGCAUUUAUCUUUGGCGAGCUAAGAAAUAAAUCCGAGUUUGCAGAUACUCCUGAAAUUGCCCAACGAGUAUCCUCGGCCAGAGGUGAUUGGGUUUUGGCAGAUAACAAUUUACUGAAAUAUGUGAGUGAUGUUCAAUAUGACGAAAGCCUUCUAUUGUGGCACAUUGCCACUGAUCUCUGCUACUACACCGACGACAAGAAAGUGACGGACAGUUUACAUCGAGAAUUCAGUAAGAUUCUCUCGGAUUACAUGCUGUAUCUUCUAGUUUUUCAACCAACCGUGAUGUCUGCUGUUGCCGGACCAAAUGAAGACAAGAAAGCCUGUGAAGAAAUUCUUUCAGUGAAUACGGAUUAUGAACCUGUGACUGUGAAGGGAAACAGAAGUAAAUCUGUGUUGUUCGAAUUAGUUUCAUAUGAGUCAAAUCAUUGCAAAGCAAGUACACUUGCGAAAGAGGUAAGCAAUGGUAGAGAGCUUAUUAGCGCCUUUUGGUUGUUGAUGGCUCACUAUGGUACCGGGGCACAGUUUCGAACCACCAAAGGCCAUGCAGGAGAGACAUAUUUGGGGAAAGUAGACGAUAUGCAUCACCCUAUUUUUGUAUCUCUCUCUUAA